Messenger RNA from Neurospora tetraspora, 825 nucleotides. Its product is annotated as vacuolar segregation subunit 7-domain-containing protein. The coding region runs from base 1 to 825 and encodes 274 amino acids. Gene Ontology annotation, biological process: positive regulation of phosphatidylinositol biosynthetic process; protein localization to vacuolar membrane; vacuole inheritance. NCBI's taxonomy places the organism in Eukaryota, Fungi, Ascomycota, Sordariomycetes, Sordariales, Sordariaceae. The record is from RefSeq and is a predicted model, not a curated record. The transcript has a single exon. Gene Ontology annotation, cellular component: PAS complex; fungal-type vacuole membrane.
AUGGAAUCGGGCACGUAUCGACAACCACCGUCCUUUUUGAAUCGGUUCGCCAGUUGCCUGGUCUUGACAGUGAUGUUAUUGCUUGUCGUUUCGGGAGCGAUCGGGUUCAUGUUUGCGACGUCCCAGCCGCUUACCGAUAUCGAGCUAAUAUCGAUGGACCAUGUCGUUGCGAGCGAGCAGGAGUUGAUGCUCGACCUCACGAUCAGGGCGAAGAAUCCCAAUGUGGUGGUUGUGGUGGUGGAUGCGGCGGAUAUCGAAGUCUUUGCCAAGUCGCCGCAUGCUGGCACCGACUCGGAAUGGUAUCGGACUCACCCUGGCGACAUGCCGCCUCUGGAGAGCAGCAAGGAAGAGGUACGAAUAAGCAAAUCAGGAGAUCUAGUCAAGAUCCUAGACGACCCGCCAAACGACCAACCGCCCGAGGAAUCAUCCCCCAAUAUGCGCCUCGGCACCAUCACAGGCUUCAACAGCGCCCUGACCUUCGAAGGCUCCUUCUUCCACCAGGGUCUGUCCACAUCUAUGGGUGAAGUCCGUCUGAAGAACCCCGGCAACGUGACAGUGGGCGGAACUGAGAGGUGGGAGCGUAUCAUAGCGGAUGACUUUCAACUCAUCAUCAAGGGUGUGCUAAAGUAUACCCUGCCGCUGAGCCAGAGGGUCCGAACGGCUGCGAUUUCGGGGAAGACCACGGUCAAGGCGAAUGCGGCCAAUGAUCGGGAUCCAAGGAAGCCGCCGGAGCAAGCAAAGCCGAUAGAGGAUGUUGGCGGUGGCGGUGGGAGAAUUGGAGGUGAUGAUAACGACCACGAUGACGUUUCUAUUUCCUUUCAAUGA